CCGGUACCGAAAAUUCCGCACAUCACUAUAGGUUAUUCACCACGGCAGAUAAACUAUUGUUCAAAAUAGUAAAUAAAUGAAAGUAAAUUUUAACAGAAUAAAAUGAAUAAUGGUGCAUCGUAUAGUAUUCACACUAUUUGCCGAAUUUGUUUGGAGCUGUUGCAGAAUGAGAGUGUCUACGACAUAUUUGCUAUACCAGGAUUGGCCAAAACGUUGAGUUCGUGCACCAAACUCUCGGUGGAGCCCCAUGACGGAUUUCCUCGUAAUAUUUGUGGAGUUUGUCAUACGCGUCUAAUGGAUAUGCAACAUUUUCAAAAGCUGUGUGUAGAGUCAGUGCAAAAGUUUCAAGAACUGGUGUCCAAAAAUUUAAUAACAGAUCAUGACAGCGUGCUGGCUGUGCUAGAGACGGCUGCUGUAGGCGCUCAAAAUGAGGUUGUAGAUGAAGAUGAGCCAAUAGAUUUCGACCCACUUUUAAAUAAUAAGCUGGAAAUGAUUGAAAACGAAGAUGAUGUCUUUAAAAUGCUGGAAAAUGUGGACAAAGAAGUCGGGGAUAGUUCAGUAGAUGUGAAACGAACCGAGCCUGUUAAAAGUGAUAAGACAUCUGAUCACAAAUGUUUGCCUAAUGAUUUUGAUGAUCACGACAGCGAUUGUUCUAAUUUUGUGACUAUGGACAUUGGGGAAACAUCAAUCAGAAGUAGUGAAAGUGAAGACAAACAACCAUUGGCGGCCCGUUUACGAAAGUCUCGCCGUUCAAAAAGGGCCCUACGAAAAGAAGAUAUAAUCGACGACGGACUAGAUGCAGAUGAAUAUGACGAAGGAAUCAAAAAGAAAAAGUUGGCACAGAAACGUCAACCGCGGGUAAACGGUGAAGACGCUUCUGUGAAUACAAUAGAAUGUCAUAUUUGCCAAAAGAAGUUUAGAAAGCCUGAACGUUAUGAGGAGCAUAUGCGGCACCACAACGAUAAGUUGCCGCACCAAUGCUCGGUUGGUUCUUGCCUCAAAGGAUUUACAACUGCUAACGGACUUCGGUUGCAUAUGGAGCAUUGUCAUGCUGAAACAUGUGAAAGCUAUCCAUGUCCUGAAGAAGGCUGUGGUCGCACAUUCCCUCGAACUCGCUUACUUAACUGGCAUUUACGCAAAGUACAUAAAAUUGCUAAAGAGCUCCGAGAACCGAAAUGUUAUACCUGUAGCCAAUGCGAUAAAGUGUUCCGUUGUCCCAUGGCGCUUAAAAAACAUAUGUACAAGCACGAUGGUAAGGAGUUACCUUUCCCUUGUAACAUAUGCGGGAAACGUUUUGUUAUUAAUAGCGCACUUAAAGAUCAUCUAAUGAGGCAUGCAGGAAUUAAAAACUACGUUUGUCCUUAUUGCGGGGUUGGUAAAACAACUCGGCAGGAGUGGAAUACACAUAUAAAUACGCACACUCAAGAGAAAAAAUUCCAUUGCCCACAAUGCACUUAUGCCUCACAUAACAAACAAAAUUUGCGCAUGCAUGUAAAGAUUGUUCACGAAAAGAUUAAGGACUAUGCAUGCCAAUACUGUGGCAAAACAUUUGGAAAAUCUAACGCUUGCAAAAUGCAUGAAAUGACACAUACAGGCGAAAAACGAUGUGAGUGCAAGGUCUGUGGUAAACGGUUUCUCUAUGCCAAAGCUUUGACAAAGCACUUGAAGACACAUGAAAAGCGGGUAUUACGAGCUAUUGAGGUGUACCGUAAGCGACAGAUUGAAAAUGGUUUCAUGUCGGCCGAUACACCGGAUAUACCAAUACCUGAGUUGCCUUCCACAGAGACACAUACACAAGAAGCACACCAAAAAGUGGCUGAAGAGAUACUUAAAGUUUGUGCAGAGUCAACAGCCUCAAUACCUAGAAAUCCUCGACGCGUUGAACGUGUUGACAUAUCUGAACUUGCAGGCACUGCAGUCAACCCUAUACCCUCAGUGGCCGUACCUUCUUGGUGCCCACAAAUAAAUUUUAUGAUGAAAGAGGGUCCUUAUAUCUGUCCUGAUUGCGGUCAGGGAUUUAAUGGUCAAGGAAACCUUAAACGGCAUCAUCGUAUCGUACAUGAAGGAGUUAAAGACUUUGCUUGUCGCUUUUGUCACAAACGUUUCGCUAAAGCACAAACACUAAAACAUCAUGAGAUGACACACACCGGUGAAAAGCCACAUGAGUGCAGCAAUUGUGGAAAGCGCUUUAUUCAAUACGUCGCAUUAAAACGUCAUAUGAAGAUACAUAUGAAUAAACCACCACCCAUCAUACCACCAAGUGUUUACGAAGCACGGGAGGAGCUAGAAUUGCAGGAGCGCGAAAAACUGGAAACAAAACGUAAAAAACAAGAAGCACGUGCCGCUAUCGCUGAGUUAGCUCGAGAACAACUCGAUGAAAUGGAACAUCAAGAGCCUGAGGUUAAGGAAGACUUGCAACAACUGACAAUAAUGGAAAAUCAAGAAUUCAUAAAAAUUGAUCCAAUGACAGAAAUAGAGGCGAAUACAGAGCUAAAUGGCGAAUUAGGAGAAUUUCCACAUAUAAAUACCAGCACCAUGGGCACAUGAACAUAAUACGAGAUUUAUUGAUGUAGUAUAAAAAACUACUCUACAUUUUAAAUAAGAAAUGAAAGCGAUCUAUUCGCUUGUCUGGCAGACUUUAAUUGGAAUUAGUGUUUCUAGUUUUUGAUAAAAUUUAUAUGUAUGAAUCAUGAUAAAAACAUAUACUAUACUAUACUAUAUUUUUAUCAUGGUAUG
Messenger RNA from Rhagoletis pomonella (apple maggot), 2736 nucleotides. Its product is annotated as zinc finger protein 420-like. NCBI's taxonomy places the organism in Eukaryota, Metazoa, Arthropoda, Insecta, Diptera, Tephritidae. Gene Ontology annotation, cellular component: nucleus. Gene Ontology annotation, molecular function: zinc ion binding. The coding region runs from base 103 to 2547 and encodes 814 amino acids. The record is from RefSeq and is a predicted model, not a curated record. The transcript has a single exon.